AGCACAGAGGCAGUCUCUAACUCUAGCCCAAUGAGCUCUCAGCCCCUCACACACACACUCUCUCUCAGCGCUGGCUCAGGCUCCGCUUCAACACUGGGACACAGAGAGAGGCAGCAAGAGGCGGAGAAGGAGAGUAAGAGAGAGGGAGUGAGGAAGAGGAAGAGCGGGAGAUCGGUAGUGUGUAUGUGUGUGUGAGAGAGAGAGCACCAUGGCUUUAGACCCAGGGCUCGUAGCACUGCUUCUAUGGACUAUACCACUACAAGUACUGGGCAACGCCGGAAACAACAAUAACAAUGAAGUGAAUCUGCUAGACACAUCCUCAAUAUCAGGGGACUGGGGAUGGCUAACAUACCCAUCACAUGGGUGGGACUCCAUCAAUGAGAUGGAUGAGUAUUUCAGCCCCAUCCACACCUACCAGGUGUGUAACGUGAUGAGUCCCAGUCAGAACAACUGGCUGAGGACAGGCUGGAUCGCUCGUGACGGAGCCAGGAGGAUCUACAUUGAGGUCAAGUUCACCCUCCGGGACUGUAACAGCAUGCCUGGAGUACUGGGAACCUGCAAGGAGACAUUUAACCUGUACUACUAUGAGUCAGACCGAGCGGUGGGCACGGCCAUAAAAGAGACCCAGUUCACCAAGAUCGACACCAUCGCUGCUGAUGAGAGCUUCACUGGAGUGGACCUGGGAGUCAGGAGACUCAAACUCAACACUGAGGUUCGAGGUGUGGGCCCCCUCACUAGACGAGGCUUCUACCUGGCCUUCCAGGACAUUGGGGCGUGCAUCGCCCUGACCUCUGUGAGGGUGUACUACAAGCGCUGCUCGGGUGUGGGCCGCAACCUGGCCGUGUUCACUGACGUGGUAACGGGCGCUGACUCCUCCUCCCUGGUGGAGGUCAGGGGUCAGUGUGUGGAUCACGCCGAGGAGAGAGACACGCCCAAGAUGUACUGCAGCGCCGAGGGGGAGUGGCUGGUGCCCAUCGGGAGGUGUGUCUGCAGUGCAGGGUUCGAGGAGCACAGGGAGUCCUGCAUCGCGUGUGAGGUGGGUUUCUAUAAGCCAGUAGCAGGUGAUGGGUUGUGUGGGAAGUGUCCUCUACAAAGCCACUCAGAGACCAGAGCUGCCCUCUCCUGCCCCUGUGACUCCAGUCAUUACAGAGCCCCCACCGACACCCUUGCUGCACCCUGCACACGCCCCCCAACAACUCCAGUAAACGUGAUAUCAUCAGUUAAUGGGACGUCAGUGAAUCUGGAGUGGGGGCGACCGCUGGACUCUGGGGGUCGCAGUGACCUGCUGUACAGUGUGCUCUGUCAGAAGUGUUCUGGGGAGGGGGGGCAGUGUGAGGACUGUACAGCAGGGACAACCAGUGGUGGAGGGGGGAUGGGAGGAGGGGGUGGAGGGACAGUGGACCGUGCCGGUGUGGUACCGGUGCGGUUCGUUCCCCGGCAGAGCUCUCUGACCGAACCCUGGGUGACUGUUCUAAACCUGGUUGCCCACGCCAACUACACCUUCCGCAUCCUAGCGAUGAAUGCAGUGACUCAUCUGAGCAAUGAGCCGCCGCCCUUCGCCUCUGUCAACAUCACUACGAACCAGGCAGCCCCAUCCCAGGUAAUUGCGAUUCGUCAAGAGAACGCAAGUCAGAAUAGUGUCACUCUGCUGUGGCACGAACCAGACCAGCCCAACGGAGUCAUACUGGAGUAUGACAUCAAAUACUACGAGAAGGAUAAGGAGCAGCAGAGUUACUCCACCCUGAAGGCCAAGGGGACUACGGCCCGGGUGUCUGGUCUGAAGCCCGGUACCAGGUACAUCUUCCAGGUCCGGGCCAGAACCUCGGCAGGCUGCGGACGCUUCAGCCAGAACGUGGAGAUCCAGACCGGGAAAGCAAUUCCUCUGCGCUACGACACUAUGACCAUCAUCUGGAUCUGUAUGGUCCUGGUCUCUGGCCUCGUCACCUUCCUGGCCAUCGUCAUCUGCAGGAAACGACAUUGUGGCUAUAGCAAGGCCUUCCAGGACUCUGAUGAGGAGAAGAUGCACUACCAGAAUGGCCAUGUGUCAUUCCCCGACGCACGUUUCUACAUCGACCCACACACCUACGAGGACCCCUGCCAGGCCGUCCAUGAGUUUGCCAGAGAAAUUGAAGCUUCCAGGAUCAAACUGGAGAAAAUCAUUGGCUCAGGUGAGUUUGGGGAGGUGUGUUACGGGCGGAUGCGUCUCCCAGGGAAGAGAGACAUCCCGGUGGCUCUGAAGACGCUGAAGGCAGGAUACAGUGACAAGCAGAGGAGAGAAUUUCUGGCUGAGGCAUCAAUCAUGGCCCAGUUUGACCACCCUAACAUCAUCCACCUGGAGGGAGUGGUAACACGCAGUAAACCAGUCAUGAUCAUCACUGAGUACAUGGAGAAUGGAUCUCUGGACUCUUUCCUGAGGAGACAUGAUGGUCAGUUCACUAUAAUCCAGUUGGUGGGCGUGCUGCGUGGCAUCGCUGCGGGUAUGACCUACCUGGCAGACCUGGGCUACAUCCACCGCGACCUGGCAGCUCGUAACAUCCUGGUCAACAGCAACUUGGUGUGUAAGGUGUCUGACUUCGGCCUGUCUAGAGUCCUGGAGGACGAUCCUGAUGCAGCAUACACCACCAGCGGUGGUAAGAUUCCGAUCCGCUGGACAGCACCGGAGGCCAUCGCCUACAGGAAGUUCUCCUCAUCCAGUGACGUGUGGAGCUACGGCGUGGUCAUGUGGGAAGUGAUGUCAUACGGGGAGAGGCCAUACUGGAACCUCACCAACCGAGAUGUGAUAAAAUCAGUAGAGGAGGGCUACAGGCUGCCUGCUCCAAUGAGCUGUCCAGGUGCUCUACACACUCUCAUGCUGGACUGCUGGCAGAAGGACCGGAACGAGAGGCCUCGCUUCUGCCAGAUUGUUACGGUUCUAGACAAGCUUAUCCGGAACCCGGAGAACCUUAAGUCCAUGGACACGCUGUGCAGGUUAGGCACACCUCCCAUGAUGGACAGAAGUAUCCCAGACUUCAGCAGCUGUAGUUCCGUGGAUGAGUGGCUGGAUACCAUCAAGAUGGGCCGAUACAAGGACCACUUUGCUGUAGGAGGCUACCAGACCUUGGGCCACGUCAUAAGCAUGAACCAAGGGGAUAUACACAGACUGGGGGUGACACUGAUGGGCCACCAGAAGAAGAUCAUGACCAGUGUACAGCUGAUGCGUGUUCAGGUGCUCAACAGGAGUGUGCCCUCAGUGCAUGUGUAACUUCAGCCUCCAGGCUUCUCCAGCCAGCCGAAUGUCAAAUCUAGCCCCAGGCUUCUGAGGCCUAGUGGAACUUCAUGGGAAUAGAUCUAUGAC
Molecule: messenger RNA, 3334 nt
Organism: Oncorhynchus mykiss (rainbow trout)
Lineage: Eukaryota; Metazoa; Chordata; Actinopteri; Salmoniformes; Salmonidae
Source: RefSeq, a predicted model, not a curated record